GUUAGUUGUAAUAAUCUGAUCAUUUUUAUAAACACGUCCAUUCUAGACCAUUGGAUAUAUUCUCAACAACAUGUCUUCACAGCGACCGGAAAUCCCCGAGGGUUAUUUAGGGGCCCAGGAAGCCCUAAAGGAUGCCGGCAUGACGCCAUCAAGUCAUGAAAAAGACGAAUUUGUGAUUCUGGAAAACGAAGUGGAGAUAAAGUUUAAAGUGGCCGCGCCAGUGAAAGCGACAACCAAUUUGAUCCAAGUACGAACUGAAAAAGAUAUCAAUGAAUAUGUUUUUGUCCAAUCGGAUGAAAAUAGCAUCAGUUUUUGUGUCAGUGUUCCUGAAUCGGGAUGGUAUAAAUUUCAAAUCUUCGCCUUGGCGAAAUCCAACGAAUCCAAAUCGUUACCUAAUGUAUUUAACUAUUUAAUCCAUUGUAAACAAGCGCUAAAAUCGGUGUACCCUUGUCCUAAACAGUUUGCUAUUUGGAAAGAUGGAUGUCGAUUGUAUGAACCAAUGGUGCUAAAUUCCAACGUUCGACUGAGGAGCGUACCUUUUAAGGUUCGAAUUCCCAAAGCCAAUGCCGUAGCCGUGGUCGUUGACGGGGAGUGGACGCAUCUUGACAAGAAGGGUGACGGAGUAUUUGAAGGCAAGAUGGAUUUGGAUAAGUACAGAAAUAAAGACGUCAAACUCACACUUAAUGGUAACUUUGAAGACGACGAAACCAAAUUCGCCACACUUUUGGAAUAUAAGCUUUAAAACUAUUUAGUUAGACUAUGUUAUGCUAGCUUCGUUACGGUAGGGAAUAGAGUAGGCAGAAAAAACGUUCUUAUUAUUGAAUUUAAAAUACUAUUACCAGGGAAGCUUUCUAUUUAAAGGCGCCGCGAGUUAACACCUGAAUUAAUCCAUAGAUGCUAAUUCUUGGAAGCCUUAAUAUGAAUUAUUGACUAAAAUAUCUAUCAGGGGCUGGUAAGAGACAGCUAGUUUCGGAUUAGAAAUGUUUUCGUAAUGUUUUCUAAAUUUUAAAAGCAUAAUGGCAUGGAAUAUGAGCACAUGGAAUAUGAGCACAUGGAAUAUGAGCACAUGGAAUAUGAGCACAUGGAAUAUGAGCACAUGGAAUAUGAGCACAUGCAGCACGCUAGCCAUGACGUUUUGUAAUUUAGCCUUAAAAAUGAUUUAGAAGUGCUGACGUCACAGAUAAGACAUUGGAACAAUUCCACGAACUCUAUUACAUUUUACAAACAUUUAAAAAGAUAAAAACACAGCACAUUAACGAUGGUGAUACCGAUUGAAAUUUAAUUCGUAGCCGAAAUAUUAGAAACAGUUUUUGUUAUAUUCAUUAUGUUUUAGUGUUUGUUUAAUGUUUAUUGUAUUUUUGCUUAAAUUUGCAUUUUAAUCAGCUUUUUACAAUCAUAACUUUUAACAGAGAGCUAGUGAUGUUUCCAGGAUCCAUUCAUCUUCACACUGUCAAGCUAAACUGUGUCUUAUACCUUGGAUUGGCUGUAUUCGUUAUUGUCCAAUCCAAGCGAAUCGCUGCAUUCACAAACCUCUGUGAUACGAGAAAGGUGGAUAAGUAUUAGCGGAAUUAAUAGCUUGACAUUGUGAAGAUGUGAUUCAUUAAUUUUAGAACGAAUGGGAUUCAGGAUUGUCAAUAGAAACUCACAGCUCCAGGCAUUUUAAAACUCAACGAUUAGAAAAUUGGUUGCGUAGGGGGCGCAAAGUCGGGACAGCUUUAGUUCUGGGGCACCAUCCCCUUAGCAACGCCAAGUUGUUGAAUUUUAGAUAUAAAGGAAUGUAUUUAAUAAAGUUCGACUCUAAGUCUAGCAAAUUUUUUGCUAUUUUUUGUGGUCAUUUCUGUUUGUAUUACGGUUGAAUUACUUUAUGUUCUACAUUGUUUCUAUUCGGUCUUAUUAAAAAUUUCUUUUUUUUA
Lottia gigantea (owl limpet) is the source of this 1913-nucleotide messenger RNA. RefSeq lists its product as hypothetical. The record is from RefSeq and is a predicted model, not a curated record. The transcript has 2 exons. The coding region runs from base 71 to 742 and encodes 223 amino acids. NCBI's taxonomy places the organism in Eukaryota, Metazoa, Mollusca, Gastropoda, Lottiidae.